AUGCUCGGGAAAGCGAGCCGGUGGUUCGGGGUCGCGCAGUCUAAAUCGGCCAAGACGAACGUGAAUAUUCUUCACCAAGAGGAGCUGAUAGCGCAGAAAAAGAGAGAAAUUGAGGCCAGGUUGGAGCAGCAAGCGAAACAGAACUACCUGAGCAUACAACAGCUGCCGCUGAUUGGAGAAGAUGACGGUACUGACAGUGAAGCCUGUGUUUCCAACAAGUUUGUUAAUGAUGGCAGUUUCCUCCAGCAGUUUCUCAAGCUGCAGAAGGAAAAGUCAAGUACUGAACCUCCCCCAAGUUCUACUAAUAACUCGGCAAACACUUCUGCAUCAAAUGUUGGGAAGAAACCUAUGCUGUUUGGGAAGCGGCCCGGUCAGGUCCUGAGCAGCAUGCUGCACCAAGCGAAGAACUACUCCCAUUCCAAACAGACCCCAGUCGUUAACCGCCUCAGUGUGUUUCAGUCGCCAGAUGAAGAUGAGGAAGAAGAUUAUGAGCAGUGGUUGGAAAUUAAAGUUUUACCCCCAGAGGAUGCGGAGACCCGGCAAGUGGUGGAAAAGCUGGCUAGGUUCGUGGCUGAAGGGGGACCAGAAUUAGAGAAGGUCGCUAUGGAAGACUACAAGGAUAACCCAGCUUUUUCGUUUUUGCAUGAUAAGAACAGCAGAGAAUUCCUUUACUACAGAAAGAAAGUGGCAGAGAUAAGAAAAGAGAAUCAAAGUUCUCAGGCGUCCUCUUCUCUGAAAGUUUCACCCCCAGACGACGAAGAGACAAAGAACUCUGCUGAGAAACUGGCCAGGUUCAUAGCAGACGGGGGUCCUGAGGUGGAAGCUAUUGCCAUGCAGAACAACCGAGAGAACCAUGCUUUCAGGUUUUUAUAUGAGCCAAACAGCAAAGGCUACAAGUAUUACCGGCAGAAACUGGAGGAGUUCCGUAAGGCCAAAACCAGCACUGUGUGCGCCCCCUUGCCUGUAGAGUCCAGUCUGAAAAGGAAGACCAGUCCUGAGGCAUCGCCAUCACCUUUGUGCUUACCGUCUUUGCCCCUGCCCGUGCCCUCACCUUUGCCUCUGCCCUUGCCCGUUCCCUCACCUUUGCCUCUGCCCUUGCCUGUCCCCUCGCCCUUGCCCGUGCCCUUGCCCGUGCCCUCGCCCUUGCCCUCACCUUCACCAUCAUCCUCUACAACUCCACCUGAUCAGACAGCUACAACUACUGCUGCAACAACAGCCGCGGCUGCUGCUACAGGCACUACUAAAAAGAAGCGGAAGAGCAGGUGGGGGCCGGAGGAGGACAAGGUUGAAUUGCCCCUUCCACAGCUCGUCCAACAGCUGGAUUCUCCCUCCCCUCUUUCAGUUCAGGACCUCAAGGGUCUUGGUUAUGAAAAAGGGAAACCGGUUGGUUUGGUGGGUGUGACGGAGCUCUCCGAAGCCCAGAAGAAACAGCUGAAGGAGCAGCAGGAGAUGCAGCAGAUGUAUGAUAUGAUCAUGAAGCACAAGCGAGCCAUGCAGGAGAUGCAGAUGAUGUGGGAAAAGGCGAUUCAGCAGCACCAACACGGCUAUGACAGCGAUGAAGAGGUGGACAGUGAGCUGGGAACGUGGGAGCACCAGCUUCGCCGCAUGGAGAUGGACAAGACGCGAGAGUGGGCUGAGCAGCUGACGCAGAUGGGCAGAGGGAAGCAUUUCAUCGGAGACUUUCUUCCACCUGACGAGCUGGAGAAAUUCAUGGAGACGUUCAAGGCGCUGAAGGAAGGACGUGAGCCAGAUUAUUCCGAAUACAAAGAGUUCAAACUGACUGUGGAAAACAUAGGUUAUCAAAUGCUAAUGAAGAUGGGCUGGAAGGAAGGCGAGGGACUUGGCUCGGAUGGACAGGGGAUUAAAAACCCAGUCAGCAAGGGAACUACUGCUGUGGAUGGAGCUGGUUUUGGCAUCGACCGUCCCGCCGAGCUGACCAAGGAGGACGAUGAGUACGAGGCAUUCCGUAAGCGGAUGAUGCUCGCCUACCGUUUCCGACCAAAUCCAUUGAACAAUCCACGGCGACCUUACUACUGAGAAUGUUUUGGGGACGAUGUGUUUUUCAAAGCAAUUGUAACUUGACUGUGAAAUGUUAUGAAACUGCAUUAUC
Charadrius vociferus (killdeer) is the source of this 2110-nucleotide messenger RNA. It is a transcript of the gene SUGP1, whose product is annotated as SURP and G patch domain containing 1. Gene Ontology annotation, cellular component: nucleoplasm. Lineage: Eukaryota; Metazoa; Chordata; Aves; Charadriiformes; Charadriidae. The record is from RefSeq and is a predicted model, not a curated record. Gene Ontology annotation, molecular function: RNA binding. Gene Ontology annotation, biological process: RNA processing. The transcript is spliced from 14 exons. Bases 1 to 2037 code for a protein of 678 amino acids.